AAUCCUUGAUGUGGUCAGCGGACAUAUCACAGGCGAAUUGGCGGCUGAACUGGUAGUGUACUUCGCAUACCAUUGAAUAAAAACACCGCCUUCUUCACCUUCCUCCGACACACCAUCUCCAGGCUGUUAUCAAAAGUUGCCUCACAAGAAGAGCAGGAUCUGUUGCGGCCACUCAUAGAGUGCGCGCCAUCAUUCUGCCCAACAUGGCCAUCUUCAAGAAGCAGUCGCUGAAGACAGGCAACACAACCAGGACGAAGGCUUCAGAGCUCACACUCCGGGCGUCAAUAUACCCAAUUUGCUUAGUCACCAUACUGUUUUUCCUCUGGGGCUUCUCCUAUGGUCUGCUCGACACGUUGAAUAAGCACUUUCAAAAUACUUUGGGCAUAACGAAGUCGAGAUCAAGUGGACUCCAAGCAGCAUAUUUCGGCGCAUAUCCUCUGGCCUCCCUUGGGCACGCCAACUGGCUGCUGCGCCAUUAUGGCUACAAAAUCGUCUUCAUCUGGGGCCUGUGCCUGUACGGAAUCGGCGCUUUGGUCGCUUGGCCCUGUAUUCUUCAUCGAUCGUUCGGCGGCUUCUGUGCUGCCAUCUUUAUCAUCGGCAAUGGCCUUGGAUCAUUGGAAACAGCAGCAAAUCCUUACAUCACCGUGUGUGGACCGCCACGAUACUCUGAGAUGCGUAUCAAUCUUUCGCAAGCCUUCAAUGGAGUUGGAACCGUGGUCGCUCCAGUCCUUGGCUCUUACGUUUUCUUCAAGGAUACGGGUGACAGCACGGAUUCGUUGAAGAACGUGCAGUGGGUAUACCUUGCGAUUGCGUGUUUCGUAUUCGCUCUGUCGGUCGUGUUCUACUUCUCUCCGAUACCAGAAAUCACCGACGCAGAUAUGGAGUUCCAAGCUGAGGAGACGCACGCUGGAAGCAGCGAUCAGUCCUUCUGGAAACAAUACAGACUCUUCCACGCCGCGUUCGCCCAAUUCUGCUACGUUGGAGCCCAAGUCGCCGUCGCUUCAUACUUUAUCAAUUACGCAGUAGAAGCAGGAAGAACAGACAAGGUCGCCUCACAGCUUCUGGCCGGAGCCCAAGGUUCCUUUGCCAUUGGACGUUUCGCCGGCGUGGCACUUAUGAAAUAUAUCAGACCUCGAUGGGUAUUUCUGGUCUAUCUGACAAUGUGCAUCGUCUUCAUCUCUCCGGCCGUUGGCCUCAAACACGGAAACUCGGGCAUAGCAAUGCUCUACAUCACACUAUUCUUCGAAUCGAUUAUCUUCCCGACCAUCGUCGCUCUUGGUAUGCGCGGUCUUGGGAGACACAGCAAACGCGGAGCAGGUUGGAUCGUUGGCGGUGUCUGUGGCGGUGCAGUAGUGCCACCAGCUUUGGGCGGAGCAGCAGAUGCCUCAUCGACAGCCAAAGCCAUGUCUGUCCCACUCGCCUUCUUCCUGGUAGCUUGGACAUAUCCUUUCUGCGUGAACUUCGUCGCGUCGUACAGAGAGCCUGCCGAUAAGUUUGGGACUGCGGAGAUUGGACUGAAGCAUACCGACCCGGUCAAGGACGUUGAAACUGGUGUGGUGCAUCAGGAGACGGAGAAGGAGAUGGAGACUGCUGAGAUUCAGGAAGUGAAGAAUUGA
This is a messenger RNA of Pseudocercospora fijiensis CIRAD86, 1616 nucleotides long. RefSeq lists its product as uncharacterized. The record is from RefSeq and is a predicted model, not a curated record. Gene Ontology annotation, molecular function: transmembrane transporter activity. Lineage: Eukaryota; Fungi; Ascomycota; Dothideomycetes; Mycosphaerellales; Mycosphaerellaceae. Gene Ontology annotation, biological process: transmembrane transport. The transcript has 7 exons. The coding region runs from base 204 to 1616 and encodes 470 amino acids.